Messenger RNA from Stylophora pistillata, 2118 nucleotides. Its product is annotated as ferredoxin-fold anticodon-binding domain-containing protein 1. Lineage: Eukaryota; Metazoa; Cnidaria; Anthozoa; Scleractinia; Pocilloporidae. Gene Ontology annotation, cellular component: cytoplasm. The record is from RefSeq and is a predicted model, not a curated record. Gene Ontology annotation, biological process: rRNA base methylation. Gene Ontology annotation, molecular function: rRNA (uridine-N3-)-methyltransferase activity.
AGAUAACGUACAUUUCAACUUCAGAUUUCAACGUGUUUUAGUUCCGAUUUAUUAACUGCCAUGGCGUUACUUGACCCAAAAUCGUAUACUGAUAGUGUGCUAGUCGUCGGAGAUGGUAACUUUUCAUUCACGGUUUGUUUAGCGUCAGCGUUAUCAAAGACAUCUGUUAAAAUCGUUGCGACAUCGUUCGACUCGCGCACAGCCUUGGCGAGUAACGAGUUCGCACUGGAAAACAUCGAGAAACUGUCCGCGUUUGAAAACAUCGAGAUCUUACAUGAGGUAGAUGCAACAGAUCUUCGUCGGAAAUUUGGUUCUAGAAAGUUUGAUCGGGUGAUCUUUAAUUUUCCGCACACCGGCGGAAAAUCAAACAUCGCCAAAUCGAGAGAUCUGUUGGAGCGGUUCUUUGCAAGCGCAGCGCACCACGUGGAACGGUUCGAAGGAGAUAUCUGUGUAAGCCUCUGUCAGGGACAGGGGGGAACACCCUUAGAUAAUCCAAGAAGAGAGCUUGGAAACUCGUGGCAGGUUGUUUGCCGAGCUGCAAAGGCUGGUCUUAUUUUAAAUGCUGUGUAUCCAUUCAAAAGUGAAGAGUAUACUGCUUACAGAAGUGCAGGCUUUCGUGGACAGCUUGGCAAAGGUUUUCAUACCAUAAAUGGGCUCACUCAUGUGUUUGUCCAUGGAGUGCCCCUGGAACCAAUUCCAGACCUGCAGUCUUUCAUCUCAAAUUACAGUAGCAUUCUGGACAGUCUUUAUGCUGUGGAUGGCCUCAUCACUUUUCUUAACAAUCCCGUUUGUAAUUUGGUCAAUAAACUCAGAAAAUUCUUUGGAAGUUACAAUAUUUUUGACAUGACUAUUUGGUCCGCACAAGAUUGCUGCCAACCAGAUGAUGUAAGUAAUUUAAGUGAGGAGGCAAAGAAAUUGAAUGUCAAAGAAAAAGCAACAAGGAUGGCUUUCAAAGACUCUGAGAUGUCAUUUACAACCAGAGUCAUCACAAAGCUUCAAGAAGAAUGUUGUUCCUUUGUGUUAAGUGGCACUGAAAUUGAUUUCUGUCUCCCUCCAUCGUCUCAAACACACCCUGUCAGCCACAAAAUGGUAGCAGUGCAGACUUUCACAGAACCUAUAACAUCUUCAAAACUUCAAAGUGAUGUGAACAGUGUGCUAGAAGUGUUUAUUGAAGAUAUUUGUUCUUCUGUCAAAGACUUAAAAAGGGAGAGUGGUUGUCGAGGUGUGACACAGAAAAAUUCCCUUACUAAAUCAAGUUCAGCAGAGUCAGAGACAAGCCAGUUAAAAAAUGGGGUACAAACAAGAUUUCAACAUGUCAGGUGUGCAUCUGGCACAGGCAUUGGAUGUCAUUGUAGAAACCAAGAUGAUCCAAAGAAGUGUAUUUAUUGCAGGAUGGAAAAGCACUAUUUAGGGCAUGAUAACUCUCCACAACUAUGCAUCAAUAACCUUAUACAACCCUCGACAAUGACUAAACUAUAUCAUAAAGACAUGCUGCUUGUAUCUUGUGGUAUUUUAGAUGUCAGCAAGUUUCCAAAAGUUUGUUGUGGUUGGCUGGUGGAAGUUGAUGAAUUUUUCAACUUUGGUAAAGCGUUUGUUCCAUUCAGUCUUUUGCCUCCAUCAUACAUUCAUGACAUAAGUUUCUGGAUAACAGAGCAAAUGACAGAACAACAGUUCUUUCAGGAUAUUUAUGAAACCACUCAAGGAAGUGUUUGUGAUGUUUGGUUUGUUGAACGCUAUCAUGAUGCAGAACAGGACAAAGUGAGUUACAAUUACCGUAUGGUGUACAGCUCAUGUGACAGACCACUGAGUCACAUUGAGACUGUAAAAAUGCAGAACCUGUUAAGAAGAAAGCUUUUGGAUUGUGACUUUCCACUCAAAUAGGUAUUCAGGUUUACAGUGGUAUUGUAAUUGUUACUGUUCAUGCAGGUUUUAGUUUUGCUGACCAGCUUGUCUCUUGAUCAAUUCGAACAAUCUCUGCAAUUUUGGCAGUUUAACUCAAGAUACAAUUACAUGUGAGUGGAAGUGUUUAGAGAACUAAUAUUGUGAUCAGAUACAAUGAAAUAUAUGAAGUUCAUAUAUUGGUAGAGCGCUGCUGCACUAGUAUCGCAGAGGUCAGUG